AUUGGUUUUCAAUUUUUGGCAAACAUUUCAAUGUUUUGUUUACAAGUGAUUGACAAUCAAUUAGUUUAACAUUUGAUGAUAUGAUCACAUCAUCGAUGGUAACACUUUUAUAAAGAUUUUAUAGUUAUUUGUAAAAUUGUAGACAAAUGGACAAUAAGAAGAUGGAGUCAAUAAGUCCGGCGACUAAACAGUUGACUAAUAAUUACAAGAAGUUGACAGAAAUCCCGAGAUUUUAUCAAAAAAUCCCAUUAAAUGAUGAUUCAUUGGCCAGUCGUGUCCGUGAAGAAGCCAGAGCAUUGUUUUUGCAAAAUAUGAGCAAAAAAGUGAUAGAAAAUGAAGAAUUACAGCAAUUAUGGGUUUUGUUGGAGAAGUCGUGUUCGCAGACAUCCGAGUCAUAUGAUAAGCAAAGAAUCGAUUAUUUAGAGUUCAAACGGAUCCUCACAUUACUUGAUCCCAAUUCAAAGGCAAGAGAGUACUUUACGGCCAAAAUAUUCGUCAAACUCCAGGACAAYCACCCGAACGGAAAGAUUUCGAUUUUAAAUUUUUUCAAUUAUAUUAUGAGAAAAGUUUGGUUAAGACAGACACGAAUUGCACUCUCAUUGUAUGACAUCACUGGUCAGGGAUUUCUUAAAGAAACUGAUUUGGAAAAUUAUAUCCAAGAAUUGAUUCCAACACUAUCUCAAUUGGAUUCAUUGGACAAAGAAUUUCAUAAAUUCUACAUUUGUAUAGCUGUUCGCAAAUUCUUCUUUUUCUUAGAUCCUCAUAAACACAAUAAAAUCAAAAUAGUAGACAUUCUUUGUUCCGGUUUUCUCGACGAUCUUCUCGAACUUCGCGAUGAAGAUCUCAAUAAAACACGUGAAGAAGCCAAUUGGUUCUCAGCGACAAACACUCUUCGUCUUUACAGUUCGUAUUUGAGAUUAGAUGACGACCACAACGGUAUGCUAUCCAAAGCAGAAAUGAUAAAAUAUGGAAAUCUUACAAAUCUAUUCAUUGAACGAUUAUUUGAUGUCUGUAUUACUUAUGAAAAAGAAAUUGAUUUCAAGACUUAUAUUGAUAUAGUGUUGGCACUCGAGAACCGAAAGGAACCGCAAUCCAUAUAUUUUUUGUUUCAAAUUCUCGAUAUUAAAAAUCAACGAUUUAUGGAUGCAUUUUGUAUAAACUAUUUCUUUAAAGCAAUUCAAGAACAAAUGAGACUUCAAGGACAGGAACCGUUGAGUGUCGACGAUGUGUGCGAUGAAAUCUUCGAUAUGGUUGCACCACUCGAAGCAACAAAAAUCACAUUUGAAGAUCUCAUUACAUGUGGACAGGCAGACACUGUCAUUAAUAUAUUAAUCGAUAUAAACGGCUUCUGGGCGUAUGAGAACCGGGAGCAACAAAUUGUUGAUACUCAGGAUGAAUCGGCACAGGUUUAA
Messenger RNA from Oppia nitens, 1412 nucleotides. Its product is annotated as serine/threonine-protein phosphatase 2A regulatory subunit B'' subunit gamma-like. The coding region runs from base 147 to 1412 and encodes 421 amino acids. NCBI's taxonomy places the organism in Eukaryota, Metazoa, Arthropoda, Arachnida, Sarcoptiformes, Oppiidae. Gene Ontology annotation, cellular component: centrosome; spindle. The record is from RefSeq and is a predicted model, not a curated record. The transcript is spliced from 12 exons. Gene Ontology annotation, biological process: B cell homeostasis; positive regulation of B cell differentiation; regulation of dephosphorylation.